Messenger RNA from Aspergillus ibericus CBS 121593, 1611 nucleotides. Its product is annotated as putative cyclin. The record is from RefSeq and is a predicted model, not a curated record. The transcript has a single exon. Gene Ontology annotation, biological process: positive regulation of DNA-templated transcription, elongation; regulation of transcription by RNA polymerase II. Lineage: Eukaryota; Fungi; Ascomycota; Eurotiomycetes; Eurotiales; Aspergillaceae. Gene Ontology annotation, molecular function: cyclin-dependent protein serine/threonine kinase activator activity. The coding region runs from base 1 to 1611 and encodes 536 amino acids. Gene Ontology annotation, cellular component: nucleus; cyclin/CDK positive transcription elongation factor complex.
AUGGCGUCUUCCGCAAGCCAUUCCGAAGUCCCCCCGGUUCCUGCGCCGUCGAACCCGGUCCUCCUUAAAACACAGGCGCAUUGGUACUUCACCGAUGACGAGCUCACACGCACGCCCUCGCAGCUGGAUGGCAUGGCCAUGGAGGCAGAGCAUAUGAGCCGCAGCAAGGGCGUCAACUUCAUCAGCCAGGUGGGUAUCAUGCUGAAGCUACCGCAACUCACGCUCGCGACCGCCGCCGUUUAUUUCCACCGGUUCUAUAUGCGACACAGCAUGGUCGACCUGCCGCAACGACCUGGCAUCCAUCCCUACACGACUGCGGCGGCCGCGCUGUUUUUGGCUACGAAAGUGGAGGAAAAUGUGCGGAGGAUGAAAGAGCUGGUGGUGGCUUGCUGCCGGGUGGGACAGAAGCAGCCCAACAUGGUCGUGGACGAGCAGUCCAAGGAGUUCUGGCGAUGGCGCGAUACCAUCCUGGUUCAUGAAGACAUUGUCCUGGAAGCGCUCUGUUUCGAUCUGCAGCUCGAGCAACCGUACCGCAUCCUCUACGACUUCAUCUGCUUCCUUUCCAUGCAAGAUAACAAGCCGCUCCGCAACGCCGCAUGGGCCUUUGUCAACGAUUCUGGAUACACCGUCCUGUGUUUACAGUUCACCGCCCGCACCAUUGCGGCCGCUGCUCUUUACGCUGCCGCGCAGCACUGUGACGUCGGGUUCGAGGACGAUGUGCUCGGGCGGCCGUGGUGGGAGCAGCUCGAUGUGGAACUGCCCCAGGUGCGUCGCGCAUGCAUGCGCAUGGCCAAGCUAUAUGAGAACAAUGCCGCGAAUCGACAUACCCUGUACUACUUGACCAACCCCAUCAGCACAGACGAGGGUACUGAGAAGACCAGGAUCCCGCGCGCAGGCGGCCCAACAGACACGACGCGUGCGGCCGAUGCCGUGCGUGAGAGCGACGCCGUCAACGGUCGGAAGCGCUCGAGGGAACCCGACACGGCGGUUCCUCUGGCCCCGACAACCGACUCGACACAGCCGCCAGACCCCGGCCCGACGACGCAGAACGGCGGACGAUCCCCCAAGCGGCCACGGACGGAUUCGGAGGGCACGUCUAUCGGGAGGGUUCCGUCGUCGCGCAUUCCUAAGGCGCCGGUCCAGGACCGCCAGCCCGCGAACGGCCACGGUCCUGCGGCUCCGUAUUCGCACGCCUACCCAACAUCGUCUCGCCCCCCGCAUCCCUUACCACCGCCCCCGCGGCCCUUCGCCCGCCGGGACAGUACGAGCAGCCGGCCGGGAGGAGGGAACCCGGGGGUGCCCGUCGAUCCGAUCCAGCAACGGAUCGACGAGAUUGUGCAACAGAACAUGCCUUCGCAGAGCGGGCCCGGCCGGGCGGACCGGCGACCCCAGGAACGACCCCGGAGCGACUGGCCUCAGGAGCCCGACCCGGCGCGACGACGACGGCCGUCUGGCUCCACGGGUGGCCGGCCACCGCCGCCGGAUGAACCACAGCCUUCGCUAUCCCUACCAUCGCCCCCUCCGCCGCCGCCUCCGGAAGAGCAGCCGGAGCCGCCCCAGGCGCCCGAACCGGAGGACGACGGGGGUGGCAGCGAGGAGGGCGAGCUCUGA